Molecule: messenger RNA, 8570 nt
Organism: Engraulis encrasicolus (European anchovy)
Lineage: Eukaryota; Metazoa; Chordata; Actinopteri; Clupeiformes; Engraulidae
Gene: spats2
Product: spermatogenesis associated serine rich 2
Exons: 13
Coding region: 3211-4800 (529 amino acids)
Cellular component (GO): cytoplasm
Molecular function (GO): protein binding
Source: RefSeq, a predicted model, not a curated record
UGAAUUGGUAACUGAAUACCGCGAGAAAGCCAAUGCUACUUGGGUGUUGUUCGUAUCUGUGGUUUUAUUAGCUAUCGUGUAACCUGUUUGAGGUGAGAAGUCAUUUUUUGCUGGUCUUUUGUUCAGCUAUUGAGUGAAGACUAGCAUCAUACCUAUCAAUUGGCCUCCAUUUGUUUUCAACAGUAAGUGGAAUUCUGGCUUGCUGUACACCUUGAUAUGAGAAGUUGGUUGGACACCCAAUUUUACAACUAAUGUAAUGUGAAAGUACGACAAUAGUAUGCCCAAGUUCAGCCAGGGCAAGGUGACUGAAGUGAGACGAGUGGUUACGUAUCGAUAGCUAGCUAAGAUGGCUAAUCUAGAAUUAACAUUAAAUGGAUACUGUUGGGGAUACGGCGGUAGUGGUCUGUUGUAUGGGAGCUGAGGCAGCCAUGCUAACAAUUUAUCAGCUAAUUUAAACAGCGUAUCGUUUCGCAGUAAGCUGUCCGUUUUGAAACUGUAUGUCGUUUUUGGUUUGCUAUUGAUGAGUUGUCGCUCGUAACCUGUCCCAUCGUUGGUUCGUUGUUUACCUCACAAAUGGUAGCGAUUCAUCAACUUGAAGGUAACGUUAAAUCAACAAUGACGAGUAGGUAUUAGGCUAACAAUUGCAGGGCUUUCUCAAUUACAGCAAUCUCUCCAGUCAGACUCCGUGACUGUGUGAGUUGUGGCAUUUGAUCUUUUUUUGUUUACCCUGGUGUUAUUAGGUCAUUCAUAACAAGUUGGGUAAGUCGACUUAUGCAACAUGUAACUUACUUUCUUUUAUUGCGUUGGGAUACAUAACAAGCGUCAUUGGUGCCUGCGUCGUGUAUCGAAAUUAAUGUGUUUUGGGUACUUAAAUUCAGUUAUAACGUCAAAAAAUCAUUAAGGUGCUGACUUCCACACCGUGUACAUUCGAGACUUCAUUGAGUUCCUUGUUCACGUCGAACGAAAUUCAUGCGUGUGAACUUCUACAAAUUGAUAAUGAACGUCGCCCUUUUACAAUCGUAUCGUAACGGAAUACAUCCACCUCUUCAUCAUAUGUCUUUUUAGGAGCACGGAAGAGGUUCUCAAUAGACAUUACUGUUUAUCCGAGGUGUCUCAAAUGUUUUGUGCCAGAAUGUUAACAUGUCACUGCCUUGGGUGUAUUGUGUUUAAUGAUAGUGUCAGUAGUAAAAAAAAAAAUAUGACUUGAAAAUAGUAUUGAGGUAGGAAUGCUUAGCUGAGCUGAUUGUGGGGUUUGAAGUCCUUGAGACUUGUGUCAAGAAGAUUUUUUUUUUAAAUAUACCUGCUUCUUGGCAAUCAUUAGGCCAGUUCUAGCUCGGCCCCUGGUCUUACUUAGGGCUUUCGCCUGUGGACCUGUCAGUUCCACUGGAAUUUCAGGGAUUUACUACCUCCUCUGUUCCCACUUGCUAUGUCUUCUGGCUGACUCACUCACCCCCAUAAAAUCAUAAAUACCAACAAUGUAUGUGUUGAUGACCACUUUCUAGUAGGGGUGGGUAUUGGCAAAGGGUUCACGAUUCGAUGCGCAUCACGAUACACAUGCCACGAUGCGAUUCUAUCACGAUGCAUUGCGAUUCAUGUACUACUGUGAUGCAUUGCGAUAUUUACUUCAGUAAAUGUGUAAAAUACAGCUUAUUUGUCAGUUGCUGUGUCGCUUUCUUAAGUCAGUUCAUUCUAUUUAAGCAUUCUAUCAUCUGGGAGAGAGCUUACAUCACAACAGAAAUAUUACCUAUUCUCUACUGAACAAAAUAACCCGUGGCAAAUCGAAUUUUAUUGUUAUCAAAUAAUCAAUUGUCNUGACUCCAUGCAGUAUAUUGAGAAAAUAAGUAUCACGAUACCUUGUCAUGAAUCGAUGCAUUGUAUCGUGAGAGUAAGUAUCGCGAUGCAUCGAUGCAACGAUUAUUUUGCACACCCCUACUUUCUAGGAACAGAGCAAAAACUUGGCUUGCUGUGUCCUUGCCAUUCCUAUUUUAAGUAGUCUUAAAGAUCGUAUUUCCACCCAUAGCAUAACCUACAAAAUGCCAAAAAAAAAGCCCAUGGGGCACAUUCAGGCAUUGUUAGAAUUGGCUCAGAGUGUAACGCCCAACCUGCCUGACAUGAAGCGAAGCGAAGAGAGGAGUCGAGAGUAUUGGUGGAGGUUCACCCUCUUUGGCAAAUAGCUGGAAUGGAUUCCUGCCUCGAAGGGCUGUUUAUUGUGCGUCAGUUGUUAAAGAGAUUGCAUGGGGAGGAGGUUGAUAUUAUUCUGCUGCAUGUGUGACGACAGUCAGCAGAGGAACCAGAUGAGACUUGGGUACAUUUUAUUGUCCCUGACAACAAAUGUCAGCCGAAGAGAAAAAAGGGAAUAGAAUACAUUCUGUUCUGGUCCUCCUGACCAUAGCGGUAGCCACAUUAAGUAUUUGUAUUUUUAGAAGAUUUAUGAUAUGUAUAAUAAUAUUAAUAUUAUUAGACAUAGCCCUGUAUCAGUAUUCAGUCUCUCUUGUAUAUUAAGUUCAACUCAGCGCUUACUUACCUGAAUGAUUGCAGUACAGACCAGGGUACUUGUUUGAAAAUUAUUAUUAUAGCAUGCAGAUGGUCUGGUUAUGGACCUUGCCCAUGCAGAUCUGGACUCAAGUACUGAGUCUGUUUAGCAUUGUAUGUGUGGGACUAUCGUGUUAAACGUAAUGUAUACAUUUCAAGGUAUUCUGAAGUAAGAAGCAAAAAUUAAUCUUCUCACUUUUGUGUAACGAUCCACCAGUAGGCUAGAUAAAGCUUCCUGGUCAUUUUUCAGAUUAGUGAUAAUAGUGACAGUGCUGUAAGAUGUAUAUAUUCGGCAUGCACUCUGUAACUGUGAAAUGGUUUUAGAACGCUUUGUACCCAUGACGAGGUGUCAAAACUUUUUCAGGAAGUAAAAAAAAACCCACUGCCUGACAUUUAAUCCAAUCAGCUGUGAAUCAGCUGUUUUUACUGAGCCUUGAAGACUGGUAGAGCGAGCUCAUCUAUAUGGCAUUCACUGAUGUUACCUGCUUUAGAUAGAAAAGGUGACAAAGCGUUAUACUUUCUAAAUUCCAUAAAGUAUUUGUACCAUGUCUUAAGUAAUGAUAGACAGGGCAACUUUUUUUGUUGGCUUCAGGCAACAUCUUGAUUUAACUCCUACUUUUCUGAUGGAAUGGUGUAAGACUGUCUGCUGCUGGUUCAUUGGAUAAAAGUGUUGCAGUGAUGAACAGUCCAAAUUGUGAAAGUCAAGUACUGAGUGAUUACCAACGAGUGAAGCAUAGCAUGGCCCGGAAAAACGGCCCGAAAGAUACAUCGGGUGUCGUAUUUGACACUCAUUCCAAAAUGGUGAUGUCCCAGGGAGGAACGUUUGAUCGGAUGAAGGAGAAGAUAAAUGCGGUGCGAGCGGUCGUCCCCAACAAGAGCAACAAUGAGAUUGCCCUGGUGCUGCAGCACUUUGAGAACUGUGUGGACCGGGCCGUACAGGCUUUUGUGGAAGGGAGCGCCGUGGAGAUCCUGAAGGAAUGGAAUGUCACCGGGAAAAAAAAGCCCAAAAAGAAAAAGAAGCCCAAACCAGCAGCCAAGGAGCCAGAACCGGAGCCGGAGCCCACGCCCUCCGAAUCCACGCUGGACCCUGAGAUGGCCGAGACGCAUAACGGCUUCCACGCCAACGGUUCCCUGGCGGCCGAGGGAGAGUCCCUGGACUCCCUGAGCGAGCAGCUCGACUCAGUCUCCAUAGACGCCGAGCUUGACUCCGAGCCCGCAUCGCCCGACCUGCCCGACCUCACAGCACCUGAAGCAGAACGGCAUUCCGUGAGUCCUGCACUCCACCAACAGGGUUCCCGUAGCAACAAGUCUCGUCCCAGACCUGGUUCCAGCUCUAGCUCCACCUUCCUCCCCAGUGACCAAUCAAGCGCAUCGGGCAACAAGAAAAUCGCCUCCAACAUCGACCGUUCGGUGAAGGACCUGCAGAGAUGCACGGCGUCACUCACACGCUACCGUGUGCUGGUCAAGGAGGAGAUGGACUCCUCCAUCAAGUCCAUGAAGCAGACCUUCGCAGAGCUGCAGAACUGUCUAAUGGACAGAGAGGUGGCACUGCUGGCCGAGAUGGAUAAAGUGAAAGCUGAAGCCAUGGCCAUCCUGGACGGGAGGCAGAAGCGAGCAGAAGAGCUCCGGCGCCUGACUGACCAGUCGGCAUCCAUGUCCGAAGACCAGCUGAGCGAACUCCGCGCAGACAUCAAGCACUUUGUGAGCGAGCGCAAGUAUGACGAGGAUCUGGGAAAAGCUGUGAAGUUCUCCUCCGACUUGGAGCCCCUCAAGGCCAGCAUCACGUCUUUUGGAGAAGUGUACCAUCCUCAGACGGGCUACUCCAGUCGCUCCCGCUGUAGCUCCUCCUCUUCUUCCCUCAUUGGUCCGUCAGCCACAGCGGCUGCUCCCUCGGCCACUCCGGCUCCAGCUGCUUCCUCUUCCGGCUCCGCCCCCCAGUCUCAAGCCCAGCCCUCUGGUGGGCGCCCCAACCAACCGCACAGACAGGGUUACCAGGGUAAUUCGCGUGGUGGCCACCGGUACAACGGCUCGUACCACGACAGGGGACGCGGGGGCUACCACCGCGGAGGUUACCGCCAUGGAGACCGCUACCAUGGUGACCGUGACCGCUACCACGGCGACCCCGACCGUGAUCGCCAUCACCACGGCGACGGCUCUAACUCCACCCACAGCCGAGGCUCCGGCCACUACUCCUCCAACUACAGUCGACACGACGGGCCCGCUCACAAUGGCCUUCCCCAGAGGCCUCCCCGAACCCACGUCCCCUGACACGCACACAUACACCCAUAACGCACACUUGCACACAUGUGCGCACACACACACACACACACACACACACACACGCGCGCGCGCGCACACACGCCAGGUCCCGUCUCACCACUCACCCAAGCCUGUUCAUCCCCUGCACGUACACACAUGCCACCACCAUGACACACACACACACACACACACACACACACACACACACACACACACACACACUGGGUUGUGAAACUAGCUGGUACUUAAAACAGCUAAAGAGUUGGUACACAGUAGAGUGAAAAUGUGUGCGACCAAUUUUUAAAAAAGCGUCAUCGGUUAGUCGGGUUUCUGAUACUCCUUUCCACCCUCCACGUCCAGUCACUCAACCCCACGACCCUCCCUGGCCUUACACCACCCUCCACCACCUGUCUGUAUGAAGAAUCAAACUCUCAAAGUUUACAUUUCCUUCCCCCCACCCCGCACUCCAGUGCCACCUGUACAAUCUCCUUUCCUCCGGUAGUCUCCAGUUUGUCACAUGAAGGAAUGUUGCAUCUCCUAUUUCUACACUUUCCUGUACAAUCUCAGUCCCUCCUUAAAUUUGCUUUGUUCUGUCAUUGUGGCUGACUGUCCAAAAUGCCUCUUUUUCAUGUUUUUAUUUUGUUUUUUAGUUUUUUUUUUUUUUUUUUUUUUUUUAAUCUGUUUAUGUUGUGGUCAACACCCCGUGUUCCAGACCAUCUAAGUCUUAAAACUUUUAAUUUGUUCUAGUGCACCAAGUAAGGACACUUGCAAAACAGUUGUGCGCUUUAAAAAAUGUGAGAAUACGCUUUUGUUUUAGUUUUUUUAAUUAUUAUUUUAAAAAGAGAAGAAAAAAAAAGAUCUUAUGUUAAAGUUAUCUAUUCAUGUUGAGAGAUCAGUUAAAAGUAUGUUUAAGGUUGUCAGUGUGGUAUGAUGGUGAUUAAGCGGCGGUCUGGACUGUGUGUGCGCGAGCGUGCGUGCGUGUGUGCGUCCGUGCGUGUGUGCGCGUGUGGAGCUGAAUGCCAUGAGUGCUGUGUAUGUUGUUGUGACUAAGGGAUGAGGCUGUGAGGGCCAAGCUGCCAAAAUGUUCUCUUCCUGGUUUCAACAAGGCUUGUCUUGCCUCCCAGCCAACAUCCCUCCCCCUACUGCUACUAUUCUUCCUCAUACUCUCCCUCCCUCUAUCUGCCACGUGGAUCCACUAGGGCUACAGUGUUUUUUUUUCCCCCUCCUCCCACCGUCCUGCCGUCUGUAGAUGUGUGGGGCUGCACAGAAAAUGAAAAACUUUGACUUCCUACCGUGUGUGUGUGCGUGUGUGCGUGUGCAGAUGAUGUGCUGUAAAGAUGAGAUGUGCGUCAUGUGAGCACUUCCUGCUUUUUUCCUUUCCAAAUUCUGCUCACUUUCCCACCAUGACUCACAUGCUGUCUUGGUAAUCAUCUUGGUGGAGAUAUACUUGUCUCCACGCUUGUAUGGAUGGAUGGAUGGAUGGAUGGAUGUCUUUAUGUAUAGAGGCAUGAAAGGAUGGGUGGAUGUAUGUCUGGAUGUAUAGAGGCAUGGAUGGAUGGAUGGAUGGAUGGAUGGAUGUGUGGAUGUGUGUGUGACUGGAAGGGAUUUGUUGCCUUCUCAGAGUUUGGACCUGUGUAGAACGUGCGUCAUUAGUGCAUGGAGUGAACACUGUGUGUACAUACCUGCAUAAUCCUUUUUUUUUUUUUUGGGAUGCACAAGGCACACAAUGAACCACACACACCGUGGAUGUUUCCCUUCCUUGUUGAUGUAGCCAUUGAGAAUGAGUCAUCACUCUCUUUUUCUUUGUAUAAGAUUGAACUUAACAGGCAUUUACUUUUUGCUUGUUCUUUUUUCUUAGUUUUGUUUUUUGUUUUGUGCAUGCUCAACAGUGUCUGAAGAGGUGCUGAAGAAAAUGGGAGUCCUCCUUCACGUAGAUCCGCAUCCACGAACAAACUCUAGGCCGUAGCAUACCUCAUCUUUUACCACGACCCUCAGCCACUGCACAACAUGGCGCUAAUACUCAAACCAGAGACGGUCUAUUAUCUUCGCUCAAACUCUGUAAGGAGUUGGGCAAGACAUGUUGGCCUCUUCCACCUCUAGUCAGUUGUGCCCCCCCACCCCCCAUACACACACACACACACACACACACAGUUAACAUCUCACCUCUAUGGUCUCUUGAUCUCAGUGGAGGGAGGUUGUCACUUUAAAACACUAACAUGUUGUUUACGCCCCCUGGAGGCUUUUCAUCAUCACUACAUGCUGCCGCAUCAGUCUCCAAAUCAAAUCCUGAGCUGUACUCCUCUGUAAGGGGUUUCAGAAUGUCGUCUUGGACUCCAUGGGCCUAUACUACAAAGUUGGUUCAGGAAUACGGCAGGUUAAGUUAUGAGGUAAAUCAUCUAAUAGAACAGCCUGAAGUCCUCGUUUUCUUAAGAGCAUGGUGACUCCAGGCUCUUCUAUUAGGUAAUUUACCUCUUCACCUAACCUGGUUCACUCCUGAACCAGCUUUGUAGUAUAGGCCCAUGUUGUACUUACCGGUACCACCAACCCUUAUCAUAACAUGUUCUGAAAGAGCUGUGUCCCUGUUGUCACGCAGAAAAUGUCUGGGUGUUCUGGUCAGAGUAAGAUGUUUUAGGUUGCCUGUUUGAUGUCUAGAGUCCACUGUUACGAGUAAAAGAUGUUUAGGUUGCGUAUUUGAUGCCCAGUGAAGAGUUCGAGUUGGCGUUAGAGGGGGUUGGGGUUGGGGUGUCAAGGAGGUCUUUCAGUGAAGUGACGUUCACUUGAGCUGCUUCCUACAGUACACAACUCUGUGUUCAAGCUGUGCUCCUUUUCCAGGGAGCUAGUCAGUCAUGACUUGGAUUCACUCAUGCCUCAACCCACAUUUGCACUGCCAAUGUAGCCUUACAACCUACACCACCGUCCUCUUCUCUCUCUCUCGCUCUCUCUCUCUCUCUCUCUCUCUCUCUCUUGCACACACAGCACACCGUAAAAACCCUCUCAAGGGGAUGUAGACUGAUUUCUGCUUGCCUCCUCUAUAGCUUUUGUUUGUUGUUGUUUUUUUUUGUUUGUUUUUUUUUGGUUGUCAUGCCUGAUGUGCAUUUCUCUUUUUUCAUAAAAGUUUGUUCACCAAAGACUGUUCUGAUCUCUUUCUUGUUUUUGUCAUUGUACAACUUUUUUGUUGUUGUUAAUGUUGAAGCGUUUUAGUGUGUUUUUCUUUUUUUUUUAAAUCAAUUGUUAGUCUGAAAAAAAAAGAACAACAGAAGAGUAUGUUCCGUUCACUUGCGCUCUCCCAUUUUUGUGUUCUGAAAAUCUUGUACAUAUGUAACUACUAAGGUUGGCUGCCCUCUAGCGGGGCUCAGUUCAUGUAUGAAGUCGUGUCACCAGUGAUUGGACUCUUGGACCUUGCAGAAGAAAUAGUGUAGUAGACUGACUCCUUCCUAUACCCCUCAGCUGUGGUUCAGAUCAUCUGCAUAAUAUUUCUUUUUUUCUCUCUCUCUCCCUCUCCCUGAGACAACUGUAAACUCAAGUGCCUUCUUGUUCCUCUACUUUUUCUCUCUCAUCCUCUUGGAUCUUCACAGAGUUAUGGACCAAAGACAUUUAUCUCCUCCUUCCUCUUCCCGACCACCUGUACCGCACCCACGCCCCUGUUACCUGGCGCCUCCUCCACAUUCAUUUGGCCCCAGAUAAUUAAUCGGCACUUCCCUCACCCCUCACCUCUCUAUGCCACCUCUGACUGGCACACUUCUCCAUUUACUAUAAAAUAAAAAUUGUUAGCAAAUGCA